ACAGGCAAAUUAUUGGCUCGUUAAGUCACGUGACAAGCUACCGAUUGCGGAAGUUGCGGUAUAGCUCGCUACUGCUAUACUCAGGCGACAUUUACGAGGAUACGACGCUCACAAAUGACCACAAAAGUCUCGGUUUCCAAUGUUGUGAGAAAUCCAUAGUCGGCGAGAUGCAUAAAGUCGCCGUAUUUGUCAUCUUUUCAGUUACCCUUCUCACGUCGCAGGUAAACUGCCAAGAGGCCAUCCUGCAUAUUUCAAAUGGAGCGACACAACAGGAAUUCUGCAUCCUUUACAAUCAGUCAUGGACCCCCUUGCCCGAAAGCCUUAAUGCUGCUAUACCGUAUUCGCUUGUGAACAUGACGUCCACGGUCCUGUGUGAUUCCUCGGGAGUCAGUCCAGAGGUGGUAAAGGGGAAAGCCUUGGUGGUGAUGAGGGGGGACUGUCCUUUCAGCCAGAAGGCUGUGGUUGCCCAGGCCCUCGGUGCUACGACAUUGCUCAUCGCAAGCAAGACAACUCUGGUCUCUCCAACAGCUAAUGGCUCAGAGUACCUAAAGGUCCAAAUUCCCUUGGCCCUCAUGAGAUACAGGGACUUAAUGGAAGCACAACGGGUUUUCGGCGAUGGCAUGCAGGCAAGGCUUUUUGCGCCACGCUCCUCGAAGAUCGACGCCAGCAUUGGCCUCAUGCUGCUUAUCUCCAUCGCUACCGUUGCCUUAGGCGGCUACUGGAGCGGAGCCUCUGAGAGAGAGCGUUUCAGUUCGGGUGAGGGAGGAGCAAAUGGAGAGAGCAAAGCCGAUAGCGGAGACCUUCCCCUCUACUCCCCUCUGAAAGUGUUUAUCUUGGUCGGCCUCAUGUGCGGCAUGCUGAUCCUCAUGUAUUACUUCUACAAUAUUCUAGUUUACGUCAUCAUCGCCAUAUUCUGUGUUGCGUCUUCCACUGCGCUGUUCAGUUGCAUUGAUGCGCUGCUGGAUAAAUUGGGCUGCGCCCAUGGGAGAUUCACCAUUCUGAAUACCACCUUUUCAGUGAGGUCUCUUAUUUUGGCCAGCAUGUGCAUAAGCAUCUCUGUGGUCUGGGGUGUCUACAGAAACGAAAACAGGUGGAUCUGGAUCUUGCAGGAUCUCCUGGGUGUUGUUUUCUGCCUCAACUUCAUAAGGACCGUCUCGCUGUCCAGUUUUAAGAUCUGCGUGAUUCUCCUGACCCUUCUGCUUGUUUACGAUGUCUUCUUUGUUUUCAUCACGCCAUUCUUCACCAAGGAUGGUGUGAGCAUUAUGGUGCAGGUGGCUUUGGGUCCGGGCGCAUCAGGAGAGAAGACACAAGGUAACAUUGUGGAGGUGCCGGCCGAGCCCCAGACUCCCUCUGAGACACUUCCAGUCGUGAUGCGUGUCCCGCGGUUCUCAGCCUGGGCUCAGAACUUAUGUCAUAUGCAGUUCUCCGUUCUGGGUUAUGGAGAUAUCAUUGUGCCAGGUCUUUUGGUGGCUUAUUGCAGCAGGUUUGACGUUUGGAUCAACAGCACCAGGAAGGUCUACUUCCUCAGCUCUUGUAUAGCCUAUCUUCUGGGGAUGUUAACAACAUUCACCGUGAUGCUGCUGUCAGGAAUGGGCCAGCCGGCCCUGCUCUACCUUGUGCCCUUCACCCUGAUAACCUCUGCGACGGUGGCGGGCUGCAAAGGACAAAUGAAGCAAUUCUGGGCCGGGACGUCCUAUGAGCAGGUGUUGGAAUCCUCCCAGGAACCUUUGUUGCCAGAGGCAAGAACUGACUACCCCAUAGAAGCAGAACCAUGCUGACCUUCAAGCCAACUAUUGGAAUUUCUUUUUAUUUGUAUAUUUUACUAUGUAAUUGACAGUAAGGGCCAAUGAUGAACCAAUAGAUUCAGACCAAUAUGGAUCAUUUUUGACUGCUUUGCAGAGUAGAGUGUGUGUAGGUUAUUUUGUAGUGUUGGAAAGGCCUUUUCAGUGCCUGUUUUGAAGGUAUCAGGAAAAAAAAAAAAACACAUCUUUGCCUACAACCUGCCUUGGCAAUGACUGAACACAUGAUAGAAAACACUAUAUUUAGCGUGACAUCAUGUUUCAUAACAUGUGGGCAAGGCGAGUAAAAUAUUGUUCUAUGUGGGGUCUCGAUUUUAAAAAUGUUUUGUGUGAACCAGGUUUGAGGUGUUUUUAUAAUGUGAUGUUUGUUGCCUUAUAUUAAAUUAACAAGAAUGUUGUAA
Messenger RNA from Syngnathus acus (greater pipefish), 2200 nucleotides. RefSeq lists its product as uncharacterized. The transcript has 17 exons. Gene Ontology annotation, molecular function: aspartic endopeptidase activity, intramembrane cleaving. The coding region runs from base 168 to 1778 and encodes 536 amino acids. The record is from RefSeq and is a predicted model, not a curated record. Gene Ontology annotation, biological process: membrane protein proteolysis. Gene Ontology annotation, cellular component: lysosomal membrane; cytoplasmic side of endoplasmic reticulum membrane; lumenal side of endoplasmic reticulum membrane. Lineage: Eukaryota; Metazoa; Chordata; Actinopteri; Syngnathiformes; Syngnathidae.